AUGGCGAAUCUAGUCAACCCGGAAAUGGCACUCACCGCUCUCCCUGCACUUCAUGAACCCGAUCGAUCACAUCGGCAAGAUCAUGAUCCCUCACACACCGGUUCCGUCAAAACUCACCAAGAUCAUGUAUUCAAUCAGCACCUCUCCCAUGAUCUAUAUUAUCCUGUACCUCCCACCGGAACCUCAAAGACCACCGACUUCUCGUUGUUGGCCAGUUCGCCAUCUGUCUUGCCCCGGGACCAGCGUCUUCAAGACCAAUCCUCCCCACGAUCAGCUUCCACUUUGAUUCUGGAAAAACAACCGAUACCAGAGAUACCUAUGCCUGUCAAAAAAUAUACCCGCAUCGUUCGUAACCUACGUUGGACUGUUCUGUCUGUCUACCGCCGGCUCAACAUCCUUGUCCUGACUGCAAACAUCACCGCCAUGAUAGUUCUGGCGAUACAGCAUAGACUUCUCUCUCUGUCACCGGAGACGGCCGCCACCACAGUUUCAACCAAUUUGACCGUCGGCGUGUUGAUUCGACAAGAGCUCGUCAUCAAUGCUCUCCUCUGGUCAUUUGGUAAAUGUCCUCAGUCGCUUCCACUUCGAAUCCGUCGAAUAGCCGCCAAAAUCUAUCACCUAGGCGGAGUCCACAGUGGCGCUGGUAUGUCGGCAACAAUCUGGUUUGCCUUUUUCAAUGUCGCAAUGGUAAAGGCCUUCCAAACUCGGGCAAUCCAGGCACAUCAGAACGCAAUAACGGUCAUCACCGUCGUCCUCGAUAUCCUUCUUGUCUCCAUUGUCGUCGUGGCGCAUCCAAGUAUCCGCACCAGACUACACAAUAUGUUUGAGUGGGUUCAUCGCUUCGCAGGCUGGACAGCCGUAGCCUUAUUUUGGGUUCAAUUCGGGUUGCUGGCUGAUGCGAGGGCAACCGAUCCAAACUCCAACAUCGCUCUUCAACAAGCAAUAGCACAAAGUCCGCUCUUUUGGACCCUGAUGAUUGUCACCAUCUCUAUAGCCUUGCCCUGGGUCUGGCUCAGGAAGGUUCCAGUCCAUGCCGAACCUCUCUCUGAUCAUGCAAUUCGCCUUCAUUUUACCUACACCAACCUACCUCUGUGUACGGCACCUCGAUUAUCCGACAGCCCCCUUCUUGAGUGGCAUGCCUUUGCUGGGAUUCCGAAAGAAGAUGGUCAAGGAUUCUCAGUUCUGGUCUCCAGGGCCGGCGAUUGGACCUCCCACCUCAUCAGAUCACCGCCUUCUCAGCUCUGGGUGCGGGGAAUCCCCACGAUGGGAGUUCUCUACGUUGCUCCUAUUUUCAGGAAGAUGGUUCUGGUAGCGACUGGCUCAGGCAUCGGUCCAAUCAUGUCAUUGUUGUGCAGAAGGGAUAUUUCCUGUCGGAUUUUGUGGUCAACCCCUGACCCGGAGGUCACGUAUUCAACCGGCGUCAUUGAACACGUUCGUCGAGCCGAUCCAGAAGCCAUCAUUAUCAACACCACUGUCGCUGGAAGACCUGAUCUGGUCAGGCACACCUACGACCUGUAUGUAUCUUCUGGUGCUGAAGCUGUAUUCAUAAUCUCCAACCCAACAGUCACCCAAAGAGUGGUGUAUGGUCUCGAAUGUCGAGGAGUACCAAUUUUCGCACCCAUCUUUGACUCCUGA
This is a messenger RNA of Rhinocladiella mackenziei CBS 650.93, 1635 nucleotides long. RefSeq lists its product as uncharacterized. The record is from RefSeq and is a predicted model, not a curated record. Lineage: Eukaryota; Fungi; Ascomycota; Eurotiomycetes; Chaetothyriales; Herpotrichiellaceae. The transcript has a single exon. Bases 1 to 1635 code for a protein of 544 amino acids.